Molecule: messenger RNA, 2058 nt
Organism: Sabethes cyaneus
Lineage: Eukaryota; Metazoa; Arthropoda; Insecta; Diptera; Culicidae
Product: L-threonine ammonia-lyase
Exons: 9
Coding region: 425-1819 (464 amino acids)
Biological process (GO): L-threonine catabolic process; L-serine catabolic process
Molecular function (GO): L-serine ammonia-lyase activity; threonine deaminase activity
Source: RefSeq, a predicted model, not a curated record
AGCUCCAGCUCCAGCAGAUGGUGCCAUUCAUUGUUUUAGAGCGCGGUUGAUCGAUUAAGCGAAAACAGCGUCAUUUUAGACUGAGCGUGAAAAUGAGUAAUGCACAUAGCAUGCAUCGAUUUUGACGUGCGGAUGAUAAUAGACACGUAUAGAAGAAGCCCGUAGCAACACCGAAGUGUUGAGAAAAUGUGUUAAUUGAAUUGAAUAAAUAAUAUUAGAUCGGUGGCGUCUAGAAUUCAGAUCAAUUGUGUGAAACCUUCGUUGCCGAGAACAGCAUCGAUUCCGCGGUGGAGUGAUUUACCGCAGCCUGCGAGGCAAGUGUAAACUGAAGCAUCCUUGUGGUGAAAUUGAAGCACCCAGUGGUGAAAUCGUUACAAUUUGUACUGAUUUCUAACAGUCAUCCUAAGCACAAAUUGCGUGAAACAUGAGCACCCUGGCGCAGAUAACGAGUACUCUGUCAACUACCAAGCUCGCGGGCGAGGAAAAAGAAACGAAGCAAAAUGAUGUGCCGCUGGCAAACGGCACCACGGUUGAUAGCAACGGGACCUCGGAGCCGGCGGAGUUCGAAGAUCCAUUUUGCAACGCUGAUAAUCCACAGAUAAUUACUUUUCAGGAUGUUACCUCAGCGGCGUUCAAAAUCAAAAAAGGAAUCGAGCACACACCUUGUUCGAAAUCUCACCUAUCAGAAAUUCUCGACAUGGAUAUUUUUCUCAAAAAAGAGUUUCUCCAAUUCACCGGAAGCUUCAAGGAGCGCGGCGCACGGUACGCGCUGGUGAUGCUUACGGAGGAGCAACGAAAAAAGGGCGUUAUAUCGGCUUCCCUGGGAAACCAUGCUCAGGGACUCAGUUACCACGGCUGGAAGCUGGGAAUCCCGGUGACGGUGGUUAUGCCACUGAAAGCAUCGCUGAUGAAGAUACAAAAAUGCCGUGACUAUCAUGCAAAUGUCAUCGUUCAGGGCUGCGACAUGGGAGAAGCAAAAAAGAUUGCGCUGAAAAUGGCACACGAAACGGGUCUCACGUACAUCAACGGGUACGAUCAUCCGCACAUCAUGGCCGGCCAGGGCACAAUUGGACUGGAAAUCGCCGAACAAGUUAGCAACAUCGACGCCGUUGUGGUGCCCGUCGGAGGCGGAGGCCUGAUUGCCGGCGUUGCAACCGCCAUCAAAAACUUGAGCCCUCAAACCAAAAUCAUUGGUGUGGAAUCGGAAAAAUGUCCGAGCUUUACCAAAGCACUGGAGAACAAAGCACCGAUCUACACUCCAAACCAGCCUACGCUGGCAGACGGUCUGGCGGUGCCACAAGUAGGCUAUAACGCUUUCGCCACCAGCGUUCCACUGCUAGACAAAAUGAUUGUGGUGAAAGAGGAGUGGAUUGCCCUGGCCAUUUUGCGACUGGUUGAGCUGGAGAAAUGCGUAGUCGAAGGAGCUGGGGCUUCUGGAUUGGCUGCUAUUCUCGCUGGGCAUCUGGAUGAGUUCAAAGGCAAAAGAGUGGUCCUCCUGAUAUGUGGUGGAAAUAUCGACACUACCAUGUUCGGUCGAUGUCUGGAGCGUGGUAUGGCUGCCGAAGGACGCUUGCAAAGAUUUACAGUGACGGUCAGUGACGGCCCGGGUGGCUUAGCAACUUUGUGCAAGCAGUUAGCAGAUAUGGGAGUUUCCAUCAAGGAUAUAAUGCAUGACCGAGCUUUUAUUCGUGAUCUUCACAGUGUCGAGGUCAAAGUCAUUUGCGAAACAAGAGACUGGAACCAUUCGCAGGAGAUGCGGAAAAUGCUGCAGGAAAUAUACACACAUGUGCAGUUCUACGAUCUACCAAUGGCAAUAUAAAGGGGGCGAAUUGCGUUGCUCUCUCCUGCUGCAGCAAGCGUUCAGCAGGAAAAAAAACUUAUUCCCAGAUACGCAGAGGACUACAAUCGAGAGACAGCUGUGGCACCAACGUACCAGUUUUAAAGCAGACAGACUGUGUCAAACGAUCGAAGUAAAAUUUUAUGUAAACGAGGUCAAAUUGGCACUGUGAUAUAUCAUUCGAAAGGGAAUAACGUGUUAAAUACAGUUGGGUGCAAGAA